Prorocentrum cordatum is the source of this 1776-nucleotide messenger RNA. The record is from the annotation of a GenBank genome assembly. Lineage: Eukaryota; Dinophyceae; Prorocentrales; Prorocentraceae.
AGCCAACUCGGCACACGCCGGCUGGCUCCAUCGCGCCAUCUCCCUACAUAUCCUCGACACUUCGCUGGUCUCCCGCGCCGGCCGCUGCCAAUGGCGCAGCCGGCCGCUGCCGCGUGAGCUGGUGCCGCCGCGGACCGCCCCCGCCCGCGAUGGCCCCCCUGCUGCUGGCGGUGCUGGCCCUGAGGCCCUGGCUGCUGGUCGGGAGGCCCUGCCGAGCGGAGACGUGCCACGCAUCGGAUGGAUACGAGAUCACGGACACCACAGCGCUGUUGCAGGCAUCCGUGGACAGCCUGCACGCGUCGGAGGCGGAGCUGAUCGAGGCCGGCGCCGAGCAGGGCAGGUCGGCCCACCGGUCCAAGACUCGUGCCAAGGUGGUUAAAUUGUUGCAGAAAGUCGGACAUCCUCCCGCUGUUACAGCGUUCUCCAACGCCAGCCACGGGCACCAUAUCUACAAGAUUGAGAAGCCGGCCAAAUACGAGCUCGUCGAGAAGCGGAGCAAUGGCACCAAUUUGGUGUUGACAGUCGUGCUUGGGUCCGUGUUCCUGGCGUGGGUAACAUGCAGUCUUGGCGACUUCAGGAGGGUUUGGUCAAUCCUGGCCAGCUUGGCUACAUGCGACGCCGCGAAGGAUAGCGCAAAGAAGGAUGCGGGGGAUGUCAGCAAGGAUGCCCUGCAGUACAACCCACCUCCCACGGAGGAAGUCACAUGCUCCCCAAGGCCCCUUUGGGCGAUCGGGGGCCUGACCAUAUACCGUUUCUACACAGGCUUCCUGAGCGCCACCUGGUUACCUUACCUGCUUGCCAUGGAGGGUGCCGAGCUGUGGAGGGACAACCAGGCACUGUUCAUGGGCAUCGCGAAGCUGAUAUACGGAGCGAGCAUACUGCUGACGCCGCUGUUCGGGCUCCUUGGGGACCAGGUGUCCAUGAAGUCUCACGCGCUCGGCCGGCGACUUUUCAUACGGCUCGGUGUCAUGGUUGCCGCCGCGGGCAUCUUCGCUUGCCACUGGGCGGCGCCACGCGGGCACUUCUGGGCCUUCGGCAUCGGCCUGCUUGUCUGGCGCGUGGGCGAGGGGCUCCUCGACGUGACGAUCGAGGCCAUCUGCCCCGAGAUGCUCCCGCCAGAGCAGUUCGAAAUCUCCAGCGCCAUCAGGGCGUCCAUGUUCCUCAUCGGUGGCUUGAUGGGCUACGUCAUGAUCGCGGUCUUCGCGCACGUCCACUACAGCUGGUUGUACCACGGCUACCUGGUCGGUCACUCCCAGGGGCGCUGACAUGAUCGCGCUUGGCGCCCCGCGGCCCAGGCUGGAGAGCUGCCUGUCUCAGAUGUGCCCUCGGGACGGCGCGGAGAUCACCGGGGGGCGCGGGACGCGAAGCUGUGUGGCCUGGGUCGCGUUCGUCGUCGUGGUCUUCGUCGUCGUGGUCGGAGCUGGCAGGUGACGCUGGGCCCGCCACAACGAUAGAUCGGGGGCGGCUGACCUACGGUAGUGCUUCACCGUGCAAAGUGCUGGCUGCGCCCAGCAAAAAGCACUACAUGGGUCAGCCUGGCCGCCCAUUGAGCACAGCCGUGGUGGUGAAAAGAGUCGGCGGCGAAGUCCGAACCCUCCCUUAGCCAAUCAACGAUUUCGGCAACUUGGUAGUGUUCGGAAUUCGUCGAACACGUGUCGAGAUCCGAACCGUACCCCCGCCUCCCAUCGAUUCAGGAGAAUCGAUGCUUGGCGGGGCCAGAUGUCGGAUGCCGCCACCUACAGAGGGCCCAUGAGGUUAUGAUGUUCGCCUGCGCGG